AAUAUAACAGGUACAAAUGACGACGAACAACAAUCUUGUGGCGAUUCACGGCGGAGGAAGGGAAGGCUGAACUCGAUGGAAAGGGACGAAGGAGCAGUGGAAGAAGGCAAGAGGAGAUGUAAAGUCCUCAAAAAUCGAAUUGAAACCUUUACAACUACUCAACAAUCCUCAUGGAAGACUACCCUUUUCAGGCUAAUCAAUUCUGAGCUAUCUUUCCUCAACCGCGUUUCCCUCUCCAAGAACGAUUCAUCUCUCAAACUCAGCUCCAACAUUGGGUAUCUUGAAGCAGUUGUUCACAUUCUUCAACACCCACUAGUAACAGCAGUUUCACGGGUCUGCAAACCCAUUUCGAUAUCGUCGAAACUGAGCGUUUAUAUCGACGUAAUUUGCUCUUUUAAUGGAAACCCAGUUUGGUUUAUUGUAUCAGAUAGAAACCCCAGGUACAUUUGUUGGGAAGAUUUGGGGGAAAUUAGGAAUUGCAAGGGUUUAAGAAGCAAAAUCGUAGAACUCAUGUUUGCUGCCUCAGAGUCGUCUGUUACGGUGAGGCCUAGUUCUAUUAUCCUUUUCUUCUCAAAUGGACUUCAAAGUUGCAUUCUUGAGAAGCUUCGAGGGGAAUUUGGAGCUACUGAUCUGGGGUUUGGGUUUUGUGAUUUUGAUUGUGAGUUUUAUGAUGAAUUAGAGGAUGAGGAUUGGGUAAGUGUACUAGGGAGGUCUUUUGAAAGGGCGUGUAUUUUGGAAAUAAAGGUUGGUUCUUUUUCGUCUAGUAGAGAUGUUAAAUUGCAGGGUAAAGAUGGAGAAACAUUAACAGACCUUUCUGGGAGUUUAGGGAAGCUGCAUAGUGAUGAUGCUAGUAAAGAUGUAAAUUUGGGUGAUUCUUUCUGUGCUCUUGUCUCAGCAUUGAGGAGUUGGUCCGGAUUAGAUGUUGAAGAAGCUGAAUUGGUCAAUUUUGAUACAACAGCACUAGUUGCUAUAGUGUCCGGGAUUAGUAAUGGUGGUAUUGAUCGAAUUCUGGCUACUCCAGAGAGUGAGCUGAGAAGCCGGUUCAAGGUCAAUUAUGAGUUCAUGAUUGGACAGGUGAAUUCUGAAAUUAAGAAGCCAAUCCACAUGGAGCUGAUGCCUUAUAUAUUGCAAAAGCGAGGCAUAGUUUGUGAAAGUGUUUGUUUAGAAUUUCAGGAGCUUGUUUCAAUGUGUGGUGGGCCUAAUGAGAAGUCUAGGGCAGAGCACUUUCUGAAUCAUCUUAGAGUUGUGCCUGAUUGCCCGUCAGAACGGCUAAUGAGCCUUCCAACAACCAGAAAAUUGGCUUUAAAAAACAAGGUAGCUUUUGGAACUGGUGAUUAUUGGCAUGCUCCUACUAUAACUGCAAACAUGGCAUUUGCCAGAGCUGUUUCACAGACAGGAAUGUCCCUGUUUACCAUAGAGCAUAGACCACGAGCCUUGGUCGGUGAUUAAUCCCCUUGGCAAAUGGCAUUUGAAAACAGAUGUUGAUCCUAAUCCUGAGGCUACAUUGGCUUAAUGGAACUGAAAACUUUUCUGCGAAAAGAGAUGUUGAGAUACGCAAGUGUGACGCGUCAUUUGAACUAGGAAAUUGUGAAACUUGCUUGGCUAUUACACAUGUAUAUAUCAGACUAGCACAAUGUUCUAAUGGGCAUUUUGCAUGUUAGCUUGUAUGAUGCUUCUUUGGUAAUAAAAUAAGGGGCCUCAGUUAUCUUAA
This is a messenger RNA of Solanum stenotomum, 1711 nucleotides long. RefSeq lists its product as uncharacterized. Bases 76 to 1449 code for a protein of 457 amino acids. The transcript is spliced from 3 exons. NCBI's taxonomy places the organism in Eukaryota, Viridiplantae, Streptophyta, Magnoliopsida, Solanales, Solanaceae. The record is from RefSeq and is a predicted model, not a curated record.